Messenger RNA from Oikopleura dioica, 474 nucleotides. The record is from the annotation of a GenBank genome assembly. NCBI's taxonomy places the organism in Eukaryota, Metazoa, Chordata, Appendicularia, Copelata, Oikopleuridae.
AUGCUUUGGAAUGAUAAGACACAGUCUUAUCAUUUUCCCUUCCUAACUUUUUCAGAACCAAUUCUUGACUGCAAUUGCGACAGAAAACCUGCUAAUGGACCAGAUGCCGAAGGUUUUUGCGAAGAAGUUGGAAGAAAAACGAUUCAGAUGCUGUUUACUUGCCCUUCGAAUCCAUCGAAUUUCAGACGCUUCAAUGGAAAGUGCAAGAGAGUUUCAAAAGCAAAAGCUUUCUCCCUCCCCAUGCCCUGCGGCGAGUUAAACUGCAAAUGCAAGAACGCAAUGGCAACCCUAGCUGCUGAUCGGGGUGCUGUUGCUCAGUGCUGGACAGCAGCAAAGAAGCCGACGUACAGAAUUUUCUGCGACACGAACGGAAACGGAGUUUGGGAUAAUGGCGAAUCGAGAAGAGAUAGCAAGAUCAAGUGCACCGCUGCUGGAGUUGUCAAAAAGCAUAACUUUGGCAAUUUCAAUUGUUAA